AUGGAAUCGACGCCUUCUUCGCUUCUUGGCCAUCCCGGCGCGGCGGCGGCGACGACCCCCGCGGGGAAUGGCGUCGCCGGUGAGUAUGCCGCCGAGCAGGAUCCCCUUCUGGACAUGUCCUACAUCGGCUCCUCGGACCAGGCGUGCAAGGAGUGCAGGCGCCGCAAGGCUCGUUGCAACAGAGCGUUGCCGACGUGUGAUCUUUGCAUCAAGUAUCGAAGGCAUUGUCUGUAUGAGAAGCACUCGAGGACGCCCCUGACCCGCAAGCAUCUCACUGAAGUUGAGGCCAGGUUGGAGAGGGCGGAGGCGCUGUUGAGGCAGAUGAGAGCACUGGUGCCGCCUCACUUGCGGUCGUGGGAGCGUGCGGGUGCUGGCCCUGCUCCCUCUACGAGGCAACCCGAAGAGUCGUUUGACUUUGCUGGAGAUCCGCCUCGUCCGCGGAGUCAGGACGAGGAGCCAAAAGCCACCAAUCCGCAUGCUACGAGACGGAGUUCGCUUCCCUGCCCACCACCCCAGUACUCUGCGUCAGACGGCGGCGGCGGCGCUCGCCAUGUUGAUGCCGACAAUCAACGGAUGCUCGAAGGACCACCGCUAGAGGACUUUGAAUGGAGCGAAAAGGACUCUCCGUAUGCACAAGGCUUGUCCCCAGAUGCGCUCGAGGGGAGUAUAGACGACACGCCCAUAUCUGACGGCAUGGCGUCUUUGAGUGUCAACGAGCGGGAAGGAGGCUAUCUCGGAGUGGCAUCUGGCGCGGCACUCCUCCGCCUCCUCGACCCUAAUACCAGGAAACGAGUACAGUCGAGGCCAGAAUACGAAGCCGGGUCGUCGUUUCCAAUGGCCACUCCCAUGACCCCCCAGCCGAAUCCCAACCGCCACAUCGCCGAAGCCAUGAUCGACUCCUACUUCCGCCUCUACCACGUCUGCUACCCGAUCGUGCACGAGCCCACCUUCCGUGCGCAGUACAGCGAGGUCAUCCCCCGUCCCAACGGCGCGUGCUGGACCGCGCUGGCAUACAUCGUCGCCGCCAUCGGCGUCUGGACCUCGGCCAGCUCCUCCGCGGACACGCUGGACCUGGCGCUCUUCGCGCAGGCACGCUCCAUCCUGGGCUUCAACUUCCUCGAGGUCGGCAACCUCAGCCUGGUCAUGGCCCUGACGCUGGCGUCCAACUACCAGCAGAAGCGCGACAAGCCCAACUCCGGGUACAACUACCUGGGGCUGUCCGGGCGCAUGGCCAUGGGGCUCGGCCUGCACAAGGAGUUCCAGGGGUGGAACAUCGCGCCGCUGAGCAUGGAGAUCCGGCGGCGCGUGUGGUGGACGCUCUGCUCCUUCGACAUCGGCGCGUCCAUCACCUUUGGCCGCCCGGACGUCUGGCCGCACAAGGGCGUCGAGGUCUCGUACCCGCUCAACGUCAACGACAAGGACCUCACCGCCGCGUCGCAGACGUACCCGCCCGAGAGCGCCCAGGCGACGCCCUACACGGCCGUCGCCACGCAGGCGCGCUUCCACAUCGCCACGCACGGCUGCUACGAAAAGGUCAUCUCCAAGCCCUUUCCCUCGGCCGAGGAGCUGCUCCGCCUCGACGCCGACCACAUCGAGACGUGGAAGGCCGGCGUGCCCGUCUACUUUGCCGAGGGCACGCCCGUGGCGCCGCGGUAUGCCCUCCCGCAGGCCGUCAUGGUGUGGCGCAUGCGCAACCUGCGCGUCAUCAUGUACCGCCCGUUUGUGAUCCGCCGCGCGCUGAGGAGGAAGCUCGACGCAGACGAGGCGAGCGCGACGGCGUACGACCGGUGUCUCGCCGAGGCGAAGGCGACGAUUGACUCCAUCGAUGAGUUCUGGGAGAGGCAGGAGCACAACCGGCUCUCUGCCUGGUACGGGCUAUACUUCCUCUUCCAGGCCGCGCUCAUCCCAUGCAUCUGCCUCCGCAACGACCCGACAGCACCAGAAGCCACCGACUGGCGACGCCAAAUCGGGGCCACCCUCAAGACCAUCAGCGGCAUGGCGCCCUUCAACGCCAGCUCCUCGCGCUGCCACCGCGUCAUCGCCGAACUAAGCGGGCGGUACCUCGACGGCACAGCAGCGGCUUCGUCCCAGUCCCAGGCGCACACACGCGCAGACGGUACGGCCACGGCCACAGACGGCGAGGCAGGCCACGCGGCGACAACAGCCACCACCACGGCACAACCCCCGAACGACAUGCCGCCGUACAUGGCGGACAGCCAGCCGGUGGGGGAGAGCCCCGAAACGCAAAUCAACAACGUGUUCAGCAUGAUGUGGCCCAACGUGCCGCCGCUCGAGGCCGCGGACGUGGUCAUGGGGGAUGACGGCGGGUGGAUGGAGUUUUUGCGGGCGGGGAGCGCGGAGGACUGGGAGACGGCGUUUGGGGGCGACCUGGCAUGA
Purpureocillium lilacinum is the source of this 2397-nucleotide messenger RNA. RefSeq lists its product as uncharacterized. Gene Ontology annotation, molecular function: DNA-binding transcription factor activity, RNA polymerase II-specific; RNA polymerase II cis-regulatory region sequence-specific DNA binding; zinc ion binding. Gene Ontology annotation, cellular component: nucleus. The record is from RefSeq and is a predicted model, not a curated record. Gene Ontology annotation, biological process: positive regulation of transcription from RNA polymerase II promoter by galactose; DNA-templated transcription. Lineage: Eukaryota; Fungi; Ascomycota; Sordariomycetes; Hypocreales; Ophiocordycipitaceae.